Cotesia congregata is the source of this 1245-nucleotide messenger RNA. The record is from the annotation of a GenBank genome assembly. Lineage: Eukaryota; Metazoa; Arthropoda; Insecta; Hymenoptera; Braconidae.
AUGGAGCAAAAAAAGAGUGACGAAUCGAUUGACAUCGCAAUCAACCAUGUCCAUCACGCGCUGGACCACCCUCGAUACAUAGAAUCGACUGGAGAAACCAACAACUUGGCGCACGUAAUUACAGAAGUAAGCUCUCAAGUUCCAGCCUCAGCAACUGGAGACCCAGCGACUGAUUUGCUGGAGACAAUAAUCCAGGAGACCAGUUCUAGUUUAUUAGCACGUCAGAGUGUUGAAAGCAACCCGGUAUCACCUAAGAGGAGCUUCUGGUCCAAGCUAUUCGCGAAAAAGUCCCAGGAUGGAGCUUCGAUAGCGUCCAUUGGGUCAGGAAAUGACUCAUCAGCUUCAUCGACGGCGUUGAAGGCCGCAGAAGAGCAGGUCGCUCAGCUGGAAGCUUCUGGCCCCGCGGAUCUGACUUCGGUGAGCGCUUUGAGCCGGGAAAUAAAUCGUAAGAUCUGCGUCUGGUCCUCCGGAAUGUCGCUGAGGCACGAGGUUGGCGCCUCAAGACCCGGAGAGCCACUUAACGUUCAAUUUCACUCCCAGCUUGAGGAUAUAGUGGGCCACUGGAGUCUCCUGGGAAAUUUGGACCCCCAGGAAGCUUCUAGCGGUCUCAACGACUGCCUAUUCAACGCCAUUGCAGCCCAGACUGGUCUGAGACCCGCAGAAUUGAGGGAAGCGACCGUAGCACGCAUGAAAACCAACAUCCGGAGCGUGGCACGCAGGAUCCAGGACCUGGCCCGUCAAGAGUCCUGUGAUAGGAUUGUCCUGAUGGUAGGCGGCGCCAAGUACCAAGGAACCACCGCUGAAGAUGCUGGACGCGUCCUAGACGAGUCUCAGUACGGACAAGGUCACCCUUCUAACGCACCAGGACACCCCAGAGGCCACGCUUCGAACCCCAGAGCUCAAGGGAUCAGGGAGAGCGUCCAGAACUACUCUAUCAGCGAUGUCAAGGAGGGUUUCCUCAGUAUCGAGGACCAGAACCACGCUGCUAACCUUGUCCUCAACACGGAUGCCGCUCAGCACGCCAUGAUGGCGCUCAACGCCGGCUGCACCCGAGUCGCCAUCAGCAUCCCAGCUUCCGCCAUCGACGGCGACCUUCCCAAGGCUGCUGAGUAUGCUGAUGGGGUCGCUGGACCCAGCAAGGACAUCAAGGACCUGGUCCUCGUGCUCCAGCACCAUGCUAACCAUCACCAGAACCCGGACUAUGAUGUUUUUAUUCACAGUUUCUACCCAAAAUUACGAGACUAA